AUGUCCAUAGUUGAUGAAGCCCCAGGCUAUCUCCAAGUUUUCGCAGACGGGUCUGUAAAACGCUUUGCACCAGAGAUAGUCUCUGCCUCAGAUGAAUCACACAACAAGUUCAAGUCCAAGGAUGUUGUGAUUGACCCCUCGAAACCAAUUACUGCUAGGAUGUUCCUUCCCCAUUCUCUUUCAUCCUCCAGUCCACUUCCACUAGUGGUCUACUUUCAUGGCGGUGGCUUUUGCAUUGGCUCAACCACAUGGCUUGGCUACCACCAUUUCCUUGGUGACUUCUCCGUUGCUUCUCAAUCCGUCAUUGUUUCUGUCGACUACCGUUUGGCCCCCGAGAACCGCCUUCCGAUAGCUUACGAAGAUUGUCACACCUCACUUGAAUGGAUUCUUUCUAGUUACCAAGCAAAAUCUGAGCCAUGGCUUGAUAGAGCAGAUCUUUCCCGGGUGUUUCUCUCCGGGGACAGCGCAGGAGGGAACAUCGCACAUCAUGUUGCUAUGAAAGCCGUCAGUAAUGGCUUUGAUCAUGUGAAGAUUAAAGGGCUGUUGUUGAUACACCCUUAUUUUGGAAGCGAGAAGAGGACCGAGAAAGAAAUGGAGGAAGGAGCGGCAACGGAUGUGGCAAUGAACGACAUGUUUUGGAGACUUAGUAUACCGGAAGGCUUGAAUCGCGAUUGUUUCGGAUGUGAUUUCGAGAAGGCUGAACUGUCCGCAGUUCGGUGGGCUGAGUUUCCAGCCGCGGUGGUUUACGUGGCGGGGAUGGAUUUUUUGAAGGAGAGGGGGGUGAUGUAUGCACAGUUUCUGCAAAUGAAAGGAGUCGAAGUGGUGAAGCUUGUGGAGGCUAAGAGAGAGCCUCAUGUCUUUCAUGUAUUUUACCCUGAAUCUGAGGCCACCCGUUUGCUUCAGAGACAAAUGAGUGAGUUCAUCAAUAGCUAUUAG
Molecule: messenger RNA, 936 nt
Organism: Morus notabilis
Lineage: Eukaryota; Viridiplantae; Streptophyta; Magnoliopsida; Rosales; Moraceae
Product: probable carboxylesterase 17
Exons: 1
Coding region: 1-936 (311 amino acids)
Molecular function (GO): hydrolase activity
Source: RefSeq, a predicted model, not a curated record